CAAAGAGUUUCCCGCCCAAACUUUGUUCUGCGUUCAAAAUAUUCUCCACUACUACACUCACUUUCUUCCUCUGUCACCUAUUCACCAUUUUAGUUGGCAAAACAAAAUACUACUGAUUUAUAAUGUGGCUGUGAGAUCGAGAGUAUGAGGUGAAGGGUUGUGAAGGAAAAACCACGAAAUCUCUCAUCAGAUCCGGAAAUUGGUGUGAGGAAUAGAGAUGGAAUCGACGGUGACCGCCGAUGGGUUCGCCGCCGAGUCGAAUCGGACCGCGUCUCGUGCUUCCAGGCUGUUUAUCAAGGAGAUGGUGAUGAGGAAUUUCAAAUCCUACGCAGGCGAACAGCGUGUUGGCCCUUUUCACAAGAGUUUUUCUGCUGUGGUCGGCCCCAAUGGUAGCGGGAAGAGCAACGUGAUAGAUGCGAUGCUCUUUGUGUUUGGCAAGCGUGCCAAACAGAUGAGGCUAAACAAAGUUUCGGAGCUUAUCCACAACUCCACAAAUCAUCAGAAUUUGGACAGUGCUGGUGUAUCAGUUCACUUUCAGGAGAUAGUUGAUUUGGAUGAUGGGACUUAUGAAGUUGUCCCUGGAAGUGAUUUUGUGAUUACUCGGGUGGCAUUCCGGGAUAACUCCUCCAAGUACUAUAUCGACAACAGAGCUAGUAAUUUUACAGAAGUGACCAAGUUGUUGAGGGGGAAAGGUGUCGACUUGGAUAACAACCGUUUUUUGAUUCUUCAGGGUGAAGUAGAGCAAAUAUCAUUGAUGAAGCCGAAGGCACAGGGGCCACAUGAUGAAGGUUUUCUCGAGUAUCUUGAGGAUAUAAUUGGAACUAACAAAUAUGUUGAGAAGAUUGAUGAAUCGUUCAAGCAGCUGGAAUUGCUCAAUGAAAAGAGAUCUGGUGUAGUUCAAAUGGUCAAAUUAGCUGAAAAAGAAAGAGAGAGCCUAGAGGGUGUCAAAAAUGAAGCAGAAGAUUACAUGCUUAAAGAAUUAUCACUGUUAAAAUGGCAAGAAAAAGCUACCAAGCUAGCUUCUGAAAGCACCGUUACUGAAAUAGCAGAACUGCAGGCAACUGUUUCAAACUUAGAAGCAAAUGUGAAGACUGAAAGGGAGAAAAUUCAUGAAAAUACUAAGACUUUGAAAGAACUUGAAGCAUUGCAUGUGAAGUACAUGAAGAAACAAGAGGAACUUGAUAGUGAUCUGAGACGAUGCAAAGAUGAGUUUAAGGAAUUCGAAAGGCAGGAUUUGAAGCACAGGGAAGACUUCAAGCAUUUGAAGCAAAAGAUCAAAAAGCUCGAUGAUAAGCUUGAAAAGGAUUCAAAUAAAAUAGCUGACCUCACAAAAGAGUGUGAGGAGUCUACAAAUUUGAUUCCUCAGCUUGAGGGUGAUACUCCUAAGCUACAGAAACAUCUGGUGGAUGAGGAAAAGAUUCUGGAAGAAAUCAAGGAAAAUGCUAAAGAUGAAACGGAAGUCUUUCGUUCUAAACUUGCUGAGGUUCGUACUGAAUUAGAACCCUGGGAAAAACUAUUGAUUGAACACAGAGGAAAGUUUGAUGUUGCUUCAGCUGAAAGAAAACUUUUUAUAGAGAAGCAUGAGGCAGGCCGCACGGCUUAUGAAGAUGCACAGAAGCAGAUUGGUGACAUUAACAGAAAAAUAGAGACAAAGACUUCCAGUUUGCAAGAUAUUCAGAAUGAAAUUGAGAAACUCAGACUUGAAGCAUCCGAAGCCCGUAAAGUGGAGAAAGCAUGCCAUGAGGAACAAGAGAGGUUGAUACCUCUGGAACAGGCUGCAAGACAAAAGGUUGUGGAGCUUUCAUCAGUUAUGGAAUCUGAGAAGAAUCAGGGAUCUGUCUUAAAAGCAAUACUCCAUGCUAAAGAAACAAACAUUAUACCAGGAAUAUAUGGCCGAAUGGGGGAUUUGGGAGCUAUUGAUGCAAAAUAUGAUGUAGCCAUAUCGACUGCAUGUCCUGGACUUGAUUAUAUUGUUGUCGAAAACACUGCUGCCGCACAAGCUUGCGUUGAGUUACUCCGCAGCCAAGACCUUGGGGUUGCUACUUUCAUGAUUAUGGAGAAACAAUCCAGUCAUCUGCCUCGACUUAAGGAAAAAGUUGUGACUCCAGAAAAUGUCCCGCGCCUAUUUGAUUUGAUCAAGGUGCAGGAUGAGCGGAUGAAACUAGCUUUCUUUGCGGCCUUAGGGAACACAGUUGUAGCUAAAGAUCUUGAUCAGGCAUCUCGGGUUGCUUAUGGGGGAAAGAAGGAAUUUUGGCGUGUUGUGACACUUAAUGGUGCUCUGUAUGAAAAAUCUGGCACCAUAUCUGGCGGUGGAAAUCGGCCACGCGGGGGCAAAAUAGGAACGUCCAUUCGUGCCAGUGUCUCUGGUGAAGCUGUUGCAAAUGCUGAAAAAGAGUUGUCCGAUUUGGUUGAGAGCCUAAACACUGUACGUAGUAAGUUAGCUAAUGCGGUUAAGCAUUACAAGGAUUCAGAAAAAGCCAUUGCACCUCUGGAGAUGGAGUUAGCCAAAAGCCGAAAGGAGAUAGACAGUCUGAAGUUGUUAUUAGGUGAUAUAGAGAAGCAGCUAGAUUCCCUCAAGGCUGCAUCACAGCCUCCAAAGGCAGAAUUGGAUCAACUGAAGAAGCUUGCAAACAUCAUUUCUGCUGAAGAGAAAGAGAUUGACAGGCUUACACAAGGCUCGAAACAACUCAAAGAGAAGGCUUUGGAGCUACAGAACAAAAUAGAAAAUGCUGGUGGAGAAAAACUGAAAAACCAGAAGGCUAAAGUUAGCAAAAUUCAGUCGGACAUUGACAAAAAUAGUACUGAGAUUAACCGCCGGAAAGUUCAAAUAGAAACAGGUCAGAAAAUGAUAAAGAAGCUGACAAAAGCGAUUGAAGAGUCCAGAAAUGAGAAAGACCGGCUUACACUGGAAAGGGAAAAAUUACAGUCCACCUUUAAAGAAAUUGAACUAAAAGCUUUUACUGUUCAGGAGAAUUAUAAAAAAACACAGGAGCUGAUAGAUCAACACAAAGAUGUCCUGCACCAAGCAAAAUCUGACUAUGAAAAACUGAAGAAAAUUGUGGAUGAGCUGCGAACAUCUGAGGUGGAUGCUGAGUACAAGUUACAAGAUAAGAAGAAAGCAUGUAAAGAGCUGGAAAUGAAGGGGAAAGGUUACACAAAGAAGCUUGGAGAACUUGAAGUUGCAAUUUUAAAGCACAUGGAGCAAAUUCAGAAGGAUAUGGUGGAUCCUGAGAAGCUUCAAACAGUGUUGACAGAUGUAACUCGUGAUGAAAUCAGUGACCUUAAGAGGUCUCUUGAGAAGGUGGCACUUCUUGAGGCCCAACUGAAAGAAAUGAACCCGAACCUUGACUCAAUUGCAGAGUAUCGGAAAAAAGUGAGUUUGUACAACGAGCGAGUUGGAGAUCUUAAUUCUGUAACUAAUGAGCGCGAUGACAUCAAAAAGCAAUAUGAUGACUGGAGAAAGAAGAGGUUUCAACACAAUCUCGUUGAAACUGAAAGAAAUGUACCAGGCAAGACACCAAUUUGGUUUCUAACAAUCUACAUGCACAUGAUUACACUGGGAGGUGAUGCAGAGCUUGAGCUAGUGGACUCGUUGGAUCCUUUUUCUGAGGGAGUCGUUUUCAGCGUUCGGCCGCCCAAAAAGAGCUGGAAAAAUAUUGCUAACUUGUCAGGCGGUGAAAAGACACUCAGCUCACUGGCCCUCGUUUUUGCCUUACACCACUAUAAACCAACUCCACUCUAUGUGAUGGAUGAGAUCGAUGCUGCUUUAGAUUUCAAGAAUGUCUCUAUUGUGGGGCACUAUGUGAAGGACCGUACCAAGGAUGCACAGUUCAUCAUCAUAAGCCUCCGAAAUAACAUGUUUGAGCUGGCGGACCGGCUCGUUGGAAUCUACAAAACGGAUAACUGCACCAAGAGUAUCACCAUCAAUCCUGGAAGCUUUGUAGUCUAUCAUGUAGACCCAAAUGCCGUCAUAAAGCUGCUGGCCAAUGCUGGGCCUAUGGUUCUUGCAGGGUUCAUUGAUCCACCUGAUAUGGGCCUGCACAUAUAG
Striga asiatica is the source of this 4048-nucleotide messenger RNA. NCBI's taxonomy places the organism in Eukaryota, Viridiplantae, Streptophyta, Magnoliopsida, Lamiales, Orobanchaceae. The record is from the annotation of a GenBank genome assembly.